ACUGUGACGUGCCGAAAGGGAAUCAAUGUUGUUAUAUUUGAAGAAACACUGAAUUUACGUAUAGCUGCCUUCAUUGGUAAAUAACUCAAUCUAUGUUAUUGUUAAUAUUGUUGAAGUGUGUUUCUGUUAUUUUUUCUGUGAAAUAUUUGUUCGUUUUAAGGUCAGACAAUCUCAUUUUAAUCUCAGGGAAAUUUCACAUAAACUUUAGUUUGAGCGCACAUAGUCAUGAGAUGUCCAGAGGAUCCGCGUCCCAAAAUUUGAAACACACAUGCGCAUGUCCUCCCUCUGUGAUUGGCAUACUGCCGCGCUUCUAUUUCUCCAUAUCAUGACAUCUGUUUGUGGAGUAGAGAGCUGAGCAGCUGAGGUGAUGUGAAACGAACCCAAACCUGAAAAACAAAAGACUCUCACAACAGCAGAAAUUGAAGUCGUCGGAGGUGGAAGACACAAAAUAAACUCGUUUCUGUAGCGUGUCCUCCGGAGUGACGAUGUUUAAAUCCGGCGUCUUUCCAAAUCCACUUGGCGACUUUUUUUGUCAGAAGUCUGGUGUUAAUGGAGACUUUUAUGGUGUUUUGGAGACUCACACGUGAAAGCAAGUAUCGUUCUGCAGUUACUGUCAUCAGCGAGAAGCGGGUUCGGUCCAGAAGUGGACGCACAGGCGGUCCGUCUGACAGCGGCGUACUCACAGUUAAUAAAUGAGGUUGUGUAUGUGUGUGUUUCACCUCACGCUCAGUGAGCUAAACAUGAGUUCAGUCCAGGUUCAGUCCUCCCCCACCUUCACCACUAGCCCCACAUUUACAUUAUAUAAGUUACACACAUCACACAUCUCUUAUUAAAAACAGACUGUCCAGCAUAGAUCUGUCUGUCACACAGUAACAUUGAUCUGGGUUGAUCAGCUGUUCAAUGUAGGUCUUCAGGCUGUUUGAUAAAACUUUAGAGAUUAUCUUGUAGUCUGUGCAUUAAAGGGCCACUGGUCUAAAGUUCUUUAAAAUUACAAGUUCUCCCUUCUUAGGCAGCAGAGAGACAGAUUACUGCGCGCCCACAGAAAGUAGGAAGUGCCUAAGUGAGAUUCUGGUUCUGUGGUUGUUUCUCCGUCCGGGAGCCGCAAAGACAACUCAGAUUUGUGAGCUGUUUUGCAUCCUGCCUGUUUUGUGUGACUGUGCGACACAGCCGUGGUCAGUUCCUCUAAGUCAGUUCCUGACCACAGCCACGGCUGUCAUAAGUCAAAGUUGUCUCUGCGGCUCCCGGACGGAGUCUACGGCUUAAGUAGUGAUGGCGAGAUGAAGCUUCAUGAAGCAUUGAAGCUUUCCAUCCAAUUGGUUCGCUCAAGGGCCGAAGCUUCAUGAUGCUUAAUUUGGUCUACUGCGCCAUCAAGUGGACAUUAAAUGUAAAUGUAAUUAUAAUGAAACCAUGGCUUUGUUGUGUGAAGCUUUGACUUUAAUACAUGAAUGAAUGAUGUUUGUGAUGCCAAUGAAUGAAUUAUGAAGUUAUUAAUAUGGUGUCUGUCUUUAUGAUACAAUGGCGGGGUCAAAAGGGAAAUUGGAAAUAAAUUGGUGACAGGGUUGUGAUGUGAAUGUGCUUGUGUUACUUGGUUUGUGACUGUGCUUAUGUGUGUGGGGACAAAAUGUAACACGCACAAUAGUUAGUAGAUUUUAUUUGGACAUGGACAUGACAAUGUCAUUGGACGAACCAGAUGCAUUGUUUACAGUGUAUUAGCAUAAAUGCUAGUUUACAACACCUGUCCACAGGAGGCUUUUUGAAAACAACAAAAGAAACUGAACAAGACAGAAACAAGAUCAAAUACUGAUAAAAAACUGAUAGUGAUAAUUAAAAAGAGUAAAAAUGCAGUAUACAGUAGAGUACAGAGCAGCAAUAUAAUGAGUUGAAUAUAUAUAUAUAGGCUACGUAGAGAACAAAGGCAGCAUGAUCAAACAAUAACCAGUUGUAAAUUAUUUGUGUGAGCACUGUUGAUUUGAUUUGAGCCGUUGUUUUAGUUCUCUGUUAAAAGUGUUGCUGUUAGUCUCUAGUUUUAGACUAGUGGGCAAGAGGUUCCAUAGUUUUGCCCCCUUUGCAGAGAAGACAGACUGACCGAAAGAUGUCCUGUGCAUGGGAACAAGACAAUCACCAUUGAUGGAGGCUCGUGUAUUUGCCCGACGAGAGCUCUGACAUCUGAUGGCCAAUUCAGAAAACAGUGGUGACACAUGGUUAUUUACACACUUGAAAAACAAUUGAAGAUGACUAAAAUUAAUAAAGUUAUCAAAGGUGAAAAGGUUGAAUAGGGGAAACAGUUUAGUUAUUUUUACAGCUUUUCAACAGUGCUGUGUUUUUUAAAUAAUUUCGCCUGCUUUAGAAAAGAUCGUUUCUCAGGACACAGAUGAAGCUGGGGUACAAAGAAAAGAUACCGCAAGUUUGUACAAGUUAGCUUCUCUUUUAAUAAAAAAAAUCCUGCUUUGGAGCAUUUCUCAAACUUGCUCUCAUGUAUAUGAUUUUAAAUCAACUUCAUCUCCUGCACAUCACAGGAAGCAUCACAACUGUUUCACACCAGCACAACCUGGUUUUUGGAGGAAACUUCGUUUGUAUUUUUCUUUAACAUAUCAGAGCUUAACACGUUGGAUUUAACUCUCACCAGGGAGGGAUUUUGUGUUUAUUUAUUUAUUAUAGGUCAUAUAUUCUGAAAUUCUUACUUUUGAAGUGACUCAUUUGUUUUAAGUCUUCCUCUCUGUUACUCGUGUUGUUGUAAAUAUUUGAAGAUUCACUGUGCACACAUGUAAGAAUGUCUUUAGUUGCCCACAUUGAGUUAAAUGUAAGUGAACCACUGAGGUCACCAGUUAACGAUUAUGUUCAGAUUUUCUCACCUUUUUCAGUCAUGAGAUCAAUACAUGUUAAAGUUGUUGCUUUGAAUCAGUGUUUCCUUCACUUUAGUUUCCGGCUCAACCCCAGCAAAUAGCUGACAUGCGUAGGUGUUUAGGCUUUUCGUAAAAUGAGAUCCACCUGCGGUGAAGACCUCAGUUUCAGUUCUUUGAGGACCAAAAACAUAAUUUUUGCGUGACAUAGUGCAGAAAGUUGUUAAAUGGAGACAGAACGCUCGUUUGGGACCUCACUUUCUCCGCCGGCAGUGUUCAGAGCAGAGGGAGCAAACGUGAAUUCAGAGACUGAUCCCAGUCUCUGUCAGUGUUUUUCCUCUCAGACUGAAGAUGAGUAGUUAUAAGGAGGAAGAGGAGGACAGAGCAGAGUCUCCAGUGUUCAGCUGUGAGUCUCUGAAGAGUGACUGGUCCAUGGAACCUCCUCUACUCUUCAGUAAUGAACCUGGACCCUCACACACAAAAGGUCAGGACCACAGACUGAGAGCAGGGUCUCCAGUGUUCAGCUGUGUGUCUCUGAAGAGUGACUGGUCCAGAAGAGAGAAUCCAAACUUCAGUAAUGAACCUGGACCCUCACACACAGAAGCGAGGAAGAGGAGUCAAGUUUCUGAGGAGGAGCAGUCGUUCUGCUGUGCUUCGUGUCAAGACGUCCUGAAGGAUCCAGUCUCCACCAGCUGUGGACACUGGUUCUGCAGACAGUGCAUCACCCCAUACUGGGACCAGUCUGGUUCUUCAGGAGAUUCCUCCUGUCCCCAGUGUGGACAAAGAUCAAUAACAGGUGCUAGAACUCAGACAGCCGAUCGUGGUCUACAGGAGGUUUCAGAUGAACAUAAGCUCAGUGUGAGGAGGACAUGUGAACAUGUGACUGAAGGAGCUGAUGAAACAGGAAGUAGAACCCUCCUCAACAGGAUCUACACUGAGCUCUACAUCACAGUGGGACAGAGUGAAGAGGUUAAUACUCAACAUGAGGUGAGGCAGCUUGAGACGGCUUCCAAGAGGAAGAUCCUCCACGACACUCCCAUCAAUGUCCACGACAUCUUUAAAGCCUCCACUGACCAGCAGAGCAGCAUCAGAGUCGUCCUGACCAACGGAGUCGCUGGCGUUGGAAAAACCUUCUCGGUGCAGAAGUUCACUCUGGACUGGGCAGAGGGUUUAGAAAACCAGGAUGUGGGUCUGCUGGCUGUGCUUUCGUUCAGGGAGCUGAACCUGGUGAAGGACCAGCAGCACAGUCUUCUCACGCUGCUCCAUGUUUUCCAUCCAACGUUACAGAAGCUCACAGCAGAGACGCUCGCUGUCUGUAAACCUUUGUUCAUCUUUGACGGCCUGGAUGAAAGCAGACUUUCUCUGGACUUCAACCACAGGGAGCUUGUGUCUGAUGUCACACAGAGGUCAUCAGUCAACGUGCUGCUGACAAACCUCAUCCAGGGGAAUCUGCUUCCCUCGGCUCUCGUCUGGAUAACCUCCAGACCUGCGGCAGCCAAUCAGAUCCCUCCUUCAUGUGUUGACAGGGUCACAGAAGUACGAGGCUUCACUGAGGCCCAGAAGGAGGAGUACUUCAGGAGGAGAUUCAGUGAUGAAGAGCUGUGCAGCAGAAUCAUCUCACACAUCAAGAUGUCAAGGAGCCUCCACAUCAUGUGUCAAAUCCCAGUCUUCUGCUGGAUCAGUGCAACAGUUCUGGAGCACAUGUUGACCACAGACCAGAGAGGAGAGCUGCCCAAGACCCUGACUGACCUGUACUCACACUUCCUGCUGGUUCAGACAAAGAGGAAGAACAAGAAGUACGGUGAGGGACAUGAGACGACUCCACAGCAGCUGACUGAGGCUGACAGGGACGUUCUUCUGAAGCUGGGGAGGCUGGCGUUUAAACAUCUGAGGAAAGGAAACAUCAUGUUCUACCAAGAAGACCUGGAGCAGUGUGGUCUUAAUGUCACAGAGGCCUCGGUGUACUCAGGAGUUUGUACUGAGAUCUUCAGAAGAGAGUGUGUGAUCUUCCAGAAAUCAGUCUACUGCUUUGUUCAUCUGAGCGUUCAGGAGUUUCUGGCUGCAGUCUACAUGUUCCACUGUAACACACACACAGAAGAAGUCAACAACUUCAUGGGAACAAAUGGGAACACAGACAGUACCUCCUCCUUGGAUGACCUCCUGAAGAGAACCAUGGAGAAAUCCCUCACCUGUACAAAUGGUCAUCUGGACCUGUUUGUUCGCUUCCUUCACGGCCUCAGUCUGGAGUCCAACCAGAGAGUCUUAGGAGGCCUGCUGGGUCAGACAGAGAACAAUCCAAAGAUCAUCCAGAGAGUCAUCAACAACCUGAAGGAGAUGGAGAGUGAUGACAUUUCUCCUGACAGAAGCAUCAACAUCUUCCACUGUCUGACUGAGAUGAACGACCACUCAGUUCAUCAGCAGAUGCAACAGUUCCUGACGUCAGAGAACAAAUCAAUGAAGAAACUCUCUGAGAUCCACUGCUCAGCUCUGGCCUACAUGCUGCAGAUGUCAGAGGAGGUUCUGGAUGAGUUGGACCUGAAGAAGUUCAACACAUCAGAACAAGGUCGACUGAGACUGAUCCCAGCUGUGAGGAACUGCAGGAAGGCUCUACUCAUUGGUUGUGGACUCUCAGAGACUCACUGUGAAGUCGUGGCCUCAGCUCUGAAGUCAGACCCCUCUCAUCUGAGAGAACUGGAUCUGAGAGGAAACAAGCUGCAGGAUUCAGGAGUGAAGCUGCUGUGUUCUGGACUGGAGAGUCCAAACUGUCGACUGGAGACUCUGAGGUUGUGGGACUGCAGUCUGUCAGAGAUCAGCUGUUCUUCUCUGGCUUCAGCUCUGAUGUCAAACCCCUCUCAUCUGAGAGAACUGGUUCUGAGUGACAACGACCUGCUGGACUCAGGAGUGAAGGUGCUUCUUGAUCUAAAGCAGAGUCCAACCUGUCGACUGGAGACUCUGAGAUGGAGGGAGUGGUCUUUGUCCAGAGACUGAAGCAGCAGCAGCUUGUGUGUAGAGCGGCUCUGACUGGGCCUUGUUGCUGGGAGGCAGAGUGGAGACAGAGCUCCAGAGGAAUCAGAGGAUGUGCACUGCUCUGAGAUCAGCUCCACCGUCACACUGUGUCCAGUCCACCAUCCUAUAACCACAUUCUGUGUAUCUGAUUGUUUAUGAGUUUAAAGUUCCUGGAUUCACAUCACAAAUUGAUUUUAGUUCUACACAUUUAAAUCCCUUUGAGUGUAGGAGCCGUUAAUGAGUAACAUUAAUAAGUUAAAGAAAGAUAUUAUUAUUAUUUGUUUGUUAUGAUUUAAGAUGUAAUGGGUUUGUAUUUUGGGGAUAUUAUUUGGUUAAUUUGUUGUUUAAUGUUUACUUCCUAUCCUAUUAAUUUGGAAAUUGGUCAUAAGGAUAGGGGCGGGAGUAAUACUUGACUUAAGCACCAUUUCACCUGUUCAGGAAGAAAACAGUGUGAGCGGGGACGCUGUAUUAUUUGUUGAUGUGCUAUUUUCCAUUUGAUCGAUUUAAUCCUUGAGUUUGAAAAUCAAGUGGAUCUUCUUUUUUCUUCAAUAAAAGUUUAAACACA
This is a messenger RNA of Pleuronectes platessa (European plaice), 6411 nucleotides long. RefSeq names its product NLR family CARD domain-containing protein 3. NCBI's taxonomy places the organism in Eukaryota, Metazoa, Chordata, Actinopteri, Pleuronectiformes, Pleuronectidae. Gene Ontology annotation, molecular function: protein binding. The record is from RefSeq and is a predicted model, not a curated record. The transcript is spliced from 8 exons. Bases 3192 to 5828 code for a protein of 878 amino acids.